Molecule: messenger RNA, 2484 nt
Organism: Hordeum vulgare subsp. vulgare (domesticated barley)
Lineage: Eukaryota; Viridiplantae; Streptophyta; Magnoliopsida; Poales; Poaceae
Product: DUF21 domain-containing protein At1g55930, chloroplastic-like
Exons: 1
Coding region: 16-2124 (702 amino acids)
Molecular function (GO): flavin adenine dinucleotide binding
Source: RefSeq, a predicted model, not a curated record
CGCACCUCCGGCUCGAUGGCAUCAUCCCCCCCGCUCCGUCCCCUCACGCAACCACCCUCCGCCCGUCCAAUCCACCUCACAAUCCCGCCGCCGGCCGGCGCCAUGGCGGCCCCUUCCGCCUCAUUCCCCUCCACGGCCACGCUGCUGCUCGCCGGCAGCCGGCUCCCGCGGUUCCAGAUCAAGUCGCUCCGAGCCCCCACCAAGCCACCGUACCGCUCCGCCUCCGCCUCCCCCCACCGCCCGUGGCUCCGCGGCGUCGCCAGGCGCCCCCUGCUCGUCCCCAUGUCCUCUUCCCUGCCGCCCCUCCGGGUGACGGCCGCUCCUCCGCCUGAGGCGGAGGCCGAUGACGAAUCGGGCCGGCUGGCGGCCGCGAGGAGGGUCGCGAUGGCGCUGGUCUGCAGCGCGCUGGCGGCGGUGUGGUGCCAUCGGGCGCUUGCCGCGGGGGCCUCCGCGGCGGGAGCUGGCGCGGGGGCGUCCACGGCGGUGGAGGCCGCCGAUGUGGUCGGUUGGGUGGCGCUGCGGCUCCGAGGAAGCUGGCCGACGGUGCUGCAGGUUCUGCAGCUGCUCAGGGAGCAGGGCCUUGUCCUCGCCCUACUGCUCGGCCUCUCCGCCUUCUUCUCCAUGGCCGAGACCGCCAUCACCACGCUCUGGCCCUGGAAGGUUCGCGAGCUGGCCGAUAAGGAACCCGAGAACGGCGUUUUCAAAAUGCUCCGGAACGAUGUCACUCGCUUCCUCACAACCAUACUCAUCGGCACGACUGUGGUCAACAUUGGCGCCACAGCAAUUGUCACCGAGGCAGCCACGGCGAUGUUUGGCGAAGCAGGUGUCAGUGCAGCUACAGGCGUCAUGACUGUUGCCGUUCUGCUUCUUACAGAAAUCACGCCCAAAAGUGUUGCAGUCCACAAUGCCACAGAAGUUGCCAGGUUUGUGGUCAGGCCAAUCGCUUGGCUUUCAAUCAUCCUCUAUCCCGUUGGCCGGAUUGUUACAAUUAUAUCCAUGGGAAUUCUGAAGCUCCUAGGCCUGAAAGGAAGAAGCGAGCCAUAUGUGACUGAAGACGAACUGAAGCUAAUGCUCCGGGGAGCGGAGCUGAGUGGUGCAAUUGCAGAAGACGAGCAGGACAUGAUUGAGAAUGUACUCGAGAUUAAAGACACACAUGUCAGGGAGGUGAUGACACCGUUGGUAGAUGUGGUUGCAAUUGAUGCAGCCGCAACACUGAUUGAUUUCAAAAACCUAUGGGAAACCCACCAGUACUCUAGAGUUCCUGUAUUUGAGGAGCGCAUAGAUAAUAUCGUGGGAAUUGUAUAUGCAAUGGACAUGCUUGAAUAUGUGGAAGAGGCCGAGAAGUUGAAGGACAUCACAGUGAAGGAAAUUGCACAUAUGCCUAUAUACUUUGUCCCUGAUUCAAUGUCCGUUUGGAACCUGCUGAGAGAGUUCCGGAUCAGGCAGGUUCAUAUGGCAGUGGUCCUCAAUGAGUAUGGUGGAACGAUUGGUAUUGUGACAUUAGAAGAUGUGGUGGAAGAAAUAGUCGGUGAAAUCUUCGAUGAGAAUGAUUCAAAGGAGGAAAUCCAGAAGAAAACAGGCAACAUAGUAAUGCUGGAAGAUGGAACAUUUGUUGUUGAUGCAAAUACAUCGAUAGACGAUCUAUCUGAAGAGCUUGUUGUUAAAAUACCAGAUGGCCAUCAGUAUGAGACCGUGUCUGGUUUUGUUUGUGAAUCUUUUGGCUAUAUACCAGAAGAAGGUGGGAAAAUGCUUGUGAUACUCGAAAGGGAUAAAAGAGAGGAGAACGAUGAAUAUCAGGACGAAGGAUCUGAUAACCAAGAUGGCCGAGAAACGACUCAAGCUUAUGAACUUGAGAUACUUGAAGCUAAUGCAAGAAAGGUUAGCAAAGUACGUUUCAAGCCCAUAAGCAGUGAAUGUGUAGACGUUGACAACAAGGGUGUGAACCGGCUGAUGUCAAAAAAGAUUAUCAAGCGGAAGAAGAAGAACUCUGGUAAUUCUUCCGACAGCGAUGAUGACGACGAGUGUCCUGAUAUAACAGAAAAUGGUUGCCCUGUGGAGCCGGUUUCAUACUCAGAUGAUAGUGCGGAGCUAGAAGAUGCUGGCAGUUCUGUGGGGACAAGGUAACAAAGUAAGCAAUUAGCACCAUUGUGCUACUGCCAAUAACCAACCUCCUGCCCCUUGUUGCAUCAUACAACCGAAGAAGAGAAAAGAGGAGAAACAUAGUAGGCGACGUAAAACAGCGGCAGUAAGCAUUGACUGCUCUCGUGUUGAGUUGGGUGGAGUUUUUGUUUGUCUCGCUACUUUGGUCUGCUUGAUGUGUGCGUGUGUGAGGCUUUAGUGGUGGUAGUGGAGAAGAGCAUUGUGCGUACUUGUAAGCAGCAAGUUUGGUCGUGGUGCAGCUCUUAAACAAAAAAGUCAAUUCCUGGAUCCGCCAUCGUAUAUGGGGGCCGUCCAUGAGGAGACCAAUAAUCUAGUUUCCAUGAA